Varanus komodoensis (Komodo dragon) is the source of this 665-nucleotide messenger RNA. RefSeq names its product vexin (gene VXN). Gene Ontology annotation, biological process: neuron differentiation; neurogenesis. Lineage: Eukaryota; Metazoa; Chordata; Lepidosauria; Squamata; Varanidae. The record is from RefSeq and is a predicted model, not a curated record. The transcript has 7 exons. Bases 1 to 603 code for a protein of 200 amino acids.
AUGCACCAGAUUUACAGCUGCAGUGAUGAAAAUCUAGAAGUCUUCACUGUGAUUUCUUCCAAAUCAUGUAGUCCUGUCAGAAGAAAAGCUAGAAGCACACAAUGUAUCCAAGCAAAAAAGACAGUGACCAUGUCUGACUAUCAUCCUCAGGGGUCAGAGAAGCUGCUACCACACCAAGUCUUCUGCAAAGAUGAAGAUGGGAAGGGUUUCAGUCCUCUGCAAAACAAGCAGCAAGGCUUUUUCUCUAGUCCUACCAAAUGUCCUACAACACACACAGGAAUGUGUAAACAACAGUCAUUCUGCUAUCGCAACAACCCAUCAGAUGUGAAGGCUUUGCAGCCUCAGGCAUCCCAUCACAAUGCAAAAUGGACUUCAGCCACAGAACCAACAAUAAAGAAUGGUGUGUUUGCAGAUGGGCAUGGAAAGCUCUCAUGGAAACAUACAGAAGAUGACAUAAGCCCAACUCAAGGAACAGAGGCUUCUUUACCCUUGACAGGAAGCACUUUGUAUGGCACACCCAGCCUUCUGCGAAAAAUAUGGAUGAAGCAUAAAAAGAAGUCAGAAUAUCUAGGGGCUGCAAACAGUGCCUUUGAGGCAGACUGACAAGCCUCAGCCUUGCUUUUGCAGAAGAGACGUUCCUUUGACAAAGGACAGGAUAUUAUGUU